CGUUUGCGAUCGAAAUAGAGGCAGGUAUGUACAUUUAAUGGAUAGCUAGGGCAUGUGAAUGCAUAGAGGGUGCAUAGUAGCCCUGUUUCGUGUAUCAUUAUUGACACUUCACACUUUUUUUGUAUUUUGCUUCAGUCUCAACACUUAUUUUGAUUAAGUCUUAACGGGCGUGUUGUUACUUCAAAUUGAUGUUCGUCUCUGAUAGGUAAUAAACGUCAAGGUUCAAUUUGCAUUUUUCCUUUUAUCUGUCAUUGGGAAAUAGGCCAGGGACAUCAACAUCUAUUGCCGCUUUGAUUCCGGCCGGUUGGAGCCCCAUACACCGAUAACCAUCUACGGGAAAAGGACGGGUCUCAUAUAUUUUCGUUUUCUCCUUUGAGGAUGCAGAUGCUCUCCACUAUCAUCAACAUCGUCGGCUAAUCGUUUCUCUCUGAGCAAAGACCCUUCAAUUUUGAUGAACUCUUGAAUGAACUAUCUCAACAUCAUGAAGUUUCUUCUAGCGGUACUGUGCAUCUACACGAUGGCGGUCCAUGGUGUGACGUCACAAUACUUGGGAAAAACUGACGAGCGCGCGGCCAUCCCUCCCCCGGACGACCCGGGUCACAACACCCAUCAGGAGGCGGUCAUCUUCUCCUGCCUAGCCGUCGUCGUCGUCUUCGCCGUACUUUGCACGCUCAUCCUCUGGUUCGUCGUCGAGCGAAAUAAGAGCGAUAUCCGACGCCUCGACCAGCUCAUCCCCGAGAUCGCCGAGAGGAUGAGGAAGGAGACGAUCACCGUGAACGGGACGCUGAUGUCGGGAACGUUGACGGCGUCGCACGAGUUCGAAGCCGAGUUUCUGACAAAUGAGGAGGUGCAACUGACGUCGUAUAGGAGGCAGCAGGAAGAUGAUGUGACAGCCGAAGCUAGCGCACCACCUGCCGAACCUGCAAACGGUGAUGUACCACGAGAUCACGAGGGAGACCACGGGGUUGAUGCUAAUGACGGGGUACGAACCGAUGCGGUAACUGAUGAUAACCAAAACGACGUUGGAAGACACAGUCAGCGGCGCGAGAGAAGCGAACGACACAACGAACAUCGCAUUGAACAUCACAACGAACGUCACAAUGAACGGAAUGACGAUGGCAGUCACGAACGGCGCCCACACCAUCACAAGUCCUACGAGCGACAUUCGCAUGACCGUCAUUCAACGCCACACGAUUAUACCGAAGUCGCUCUGCGUCACAACCGCUCCCGUCCGCCGCCGCCUUCGUACCGCCACACCUACGAUAACACGUACGACAACCCGGUCAUGUCAAUGCAGGACGAGCGGGAUUUUCGACGCGAACGCAGGAACGGCCCGACGCCGACGCCCGCACCUAAACCUGCCAAGCGUUCAACACGUCCAGUAUCUGCUUAUGAGGCCUCCGGAAGUGAAUACCCGGGGGAGGCACCUAGGCCAAUCUCUAUCAUAGGCAUUAUGGGGGAUGAAGAUGGGAGAAGACCAACACGACAUGGACAUGGGCGUAGAUAUAAAUCACUGCUGUAUGAGAGUCAUGUUUAAUUUACGCAUUCUAUCUAUGCAUAUACUGCUUACGUUUAACAAGUACGUUUUCCUACUUUAUACGAUGCAUAUCAUAGCGCGUUGAGAGAGAUAGUUGUGACACACUUAUCAUCGCGUAUACGCGAGAUGGGUCAUUGUGCUCAAAAUAAUCUCCUCCCAAGUACAAUCUCUAUGACUGGGAACUAUUCUAUAGCUUCAAGAAGUUCCCGACAAAUCAGAAACAACUUCUGGUGACGUCCCUAUCUCUCUCAAGUAGAUACGACAUGAUGCAUAUGUACAUUAUCAUAAGUGUUGUAUUAUUAUCAUCAUAGUCAUUAGUCUUGCCACUCUUACAAAUGUUAACACUAAAUCACAUAUUUAUUUUGUUAUAUACGGUAUGUCUAUUGAAGCAUCCCAUUUUUUUCUUCUCGAUACUAUAGAUUUGGGCAAAAUAAAAUAUUUGUUAUAAGACGUCGAUAUCCCACAAAUGCAUUUCUCUUGCUUUUAAGGAGUGGAUUGGAAAGGGGAGGUUCCAAUAGAAAUCAUGGCAUAUUUUUCGUCAAGCGAAUCAAACGUAUUGACCAAUAAUAUUAAAGAAAAGUUAGCGUCUUGCCAAAGCGCGGAGAAAAGUUCGUUAAUGACACACAGGUGUGUAUUGUUUUUCAUAUUUAUGUGAAAACGAGUAGAAAGAAAGUUUAUGGUGCUAUCAAAAGAAAGGGAGUUCCAUCCUGAAUUAAUAUAGUAUUAAUACAUUUUUUUUUAAUUCAGCGCAUAAUACAGAGAUGUCUUUAUGCGCUAAAAAGAUACUAGUUUAAAUCAACUGAAAUAAUAUACAGUGCGUCCCAGAAAAAACGAAACCGAAAACUAUCGAUGUUUUAUCAUACCUUAGUCACAUUUAUAAUUAAUAAAUGACACAUAUUUGGAA
Strongylocentrotus purpuratus (purple sea urchin) is the source of this 2441-nucleotide messenger RNA. RefSeq names its product splicing factor U2af large subunit A. Lineage: Eukaryota; Metazoa; Echinodermata; Echinoidea; Camarodonta; Strongylocentrotidae. The record is from RefSeq and is a predicted model, not a curated record. The transcript is spliced from 2 exons. Bases 464 to 1537 code for a protein of 357 amino acids.